AUGGAGUGGAAGGCUGUGCGGUACGGGGCGGUGGGAGCCGCGGUGCUCGGUCUCGCGGCCGUGACCCUGGCGACGCUGCUGACCUACCACUUCGCGCCGUGUCCGGGGAUGACUCCGAAGGAGGGGCGGGAGGGGCGAGGGCUGUUCAGAGAGGACUUCCCGAUCUUUGCUCCGCCCGACCCGCCGAAGGACCUGCGCCUACCCAGACACCUGUUUCCCCUCGAGUAUCACCUCCGCUUGAUGCCGAAAUUCGAUCCCGUGAACGGGUUCCCCAUAGACGGUCGCGUCGAAAUCCUCGUCGAAUGUCGCGAGAACGGUCGCAACGUGACGCUUCACGCGCGGAACAUGACCUUCUACGAGGUCCGCGUCUUGGGCAGCGAUCGCGAAUUCGACGUCUUGGACGUGGAAUACGACAAUGAGCGGUCCUUCGUGAUUCUCCAUCUGGAUCAGGAUCUUGUGGCGAACGAAUCGUACGCGGUAUUGAUCGAGUUCCGCGCCGAACUCACCACGGAUCUCGCCGGUCUCUACAGAAGCACGUACAGAGAACAAAAUUUCACCAGGUAUGACAACGGCACUUUCCUUUAUUUUUAA
Darwinula stevensoni is the source of this 591-nucleotide messenger RNA. Lineage: Eukaryota; Metazoa; Arthropoda; Ostracoda; Podocopida; Darwinulidae. The record is from the annotation of a GenBank genome assembly.